Molecule: messenger RNA, 1303 nt
Organism: Cuscuta campestris
Lineage: Eukaryota; Viridiplantae; Streptophyta; Magnoliopsida; Solanales; Convolvulaceae
Source: the annotation of a GenBank genome assembly
AUUGAUUUGAGAAAACACCUUAUUUCAAAGGACCAUUUUGGAAAUUCACUCAUAAAAUAAGAACAAAACUACUCCGUACUUUUUUAGAGUAUUUUUUUUCGUUUUUGGAAAGAAGGAAUAUAUGAGCUCGUGCCAAGCCAAACAAGCCACAUCUAAAGAACAGAACUUAUUGGGCCUUAUUUUUGGAAACCGAAAGUAUUUUAGUUUUGUUUUGGGCUUUUUAAUCCGAACUCAGUUCGGACUUCGGAUAUGCUCUGCUUUAUACAUACGGAGUAUUUCCAUAUCUGAAAAUCUCGAAGCACGAAAUAUCGUUCUCGAGAAAUCGGCAAAUCGGUAAACAUGCCGCCGAAGAAGAUGGGCGUGAACAGUAAGGCGGAGGCAUCUAGGGCCCGGAAGACCGCCGUCGAAGCCGAGCGGAAGGACAGGGAGGCGCGCGAGAAGGAAGAUCAGUACUGGCGCGAAGCAGAGGGGUCGAAGUCGCGCGCGGCUAAGAAACGCGAGGAGGAGGCGGAGAAGCGAGCGGAGACCGCCGCAAAGAAGGCAGAGGCGCGCCGUCUCGCGCUACAGGAGGAGGAGGAACUGGCGAAGGCUCUGAAGAAGCCGGACAAGAAGGCUGAUCGGGUCUCGAUUCCCGUGAAGGUGACGGAGGCUGAACUCCGUAGGCGGAGGGAAGAGGAGCAGGUUGCGAUUCAAAGGAGGGCCGAGGAGGAGAAGCGGAGGCAGGCCCGUGUCGCGGCUGAGGAGGAGUAUGAAAGGAUGGUUCUGGUUACAAAUACGAACCGGGAUGAUUCCAUCAUCGAGGCCAGGUCUGUGGAUGAAGCUCUUGCUCGAUUGACAGUUGCAGAAAAUUUGCCUGUGGAUAAGCAUCCAGAGAAGAGGCUUAAAGCUUCUUUCAAGGCCUUUGAAGAAUAUGAGCUUCCAAGGCUGAAAGCAGAUAAACCAGGGCUUACUCACACUCAAUACAAAGACAUGAUUUGGAAGCUAUGGAAGAAAUCUCCUGAUAAUCCACUUAACCAGGUUGCAGAUAAACCGUGAGUGUGUAUUUGUUCUUCGAAGGCAGGCUGUUUCAAUCGGGUGCACAUCACACAUAUCUUCACGGGAGUGCAAAGUUAUAUGCCCCUUUGUCAUCUUCUUUGAAUGUCUGCUGGUAACCAGUGAAGUUAUAUAAGUUAAUGUACUUGCUGUGAUUGUUUUGAUCCAUGAACAAUGCUCUACCAUUCUUUUACUAACCUUAUGUAAUUAAUGCAAUAAGUUUUCUUCAAUAUCCCAUUAGAGGUAUGGUGAAUAAGUUUGUGCUGGCUUA